CUUCCUUCUUCCCCUCGAACAAAGAAAACGGAAAGAAAAAAAAAUCCCAUCCCUGUUGCCAGCUAAUUAGGCGCAAAAAAUCCAAUCCAAUUGUGGAUUAAGGCGGCAAAUCGAAGCAGGGAAGGGAUUAAAGAAUCCUCCCCGGCCGGCGAUUAAUCAAAAUUACCCAAAAGCAAGCAGCUAACGUCGGCAGAUUCCCAUUCUCGCUUUUCGUAGGUCAUAACAUAAAAAGCUUACGAAACGCUUAUUUUUCUGCCCAACGCGCCAAAAAGUAUUUCUCUCCUCCUCCACCGCCGCCGCCCGUUCCUUCUUCCGCCUCGCUGCUUCUAGCUCUCCCGUCUUGCCCUCGCCGGCGCUCGUUUCUAUGGCCGGGAGCUGCUGAGUGAGGCGAGAAAGGGGGGAAGGGGAGAGGAGAAACCGAAGCGGUUGGGAGGGAGAGUUUCUUCAGCUUCUCUCUCCGGUAAUGGAGGAGCAGCCGCUAAAACGGGCCUUGUUGGACGCUAGUGCGGGGGCGAUCGCCGGCGGGAUAUCUCGUACGGUUACUUCGCCUCUUGAUGUCAUCAAAAUCAGAUUCCAGGUUCAACUUGAGCCAACGACAUCAUGGGCCUUGCUCAAUAGAAAUCUUGCUGCUCCAUCCAAGUAUACAGGAAUGCUGCAAGCAAGCAAGGAUAUAUUCAGAGAAGAAGGCUUAGCGGGUUUUUGGCGUGGUAAUGUUCCAGCUCUGCUCAUGGUUAUGCCGUACACUGCCAUACAAUUUGCUGUGCUACACAAGAUAAAAUCAUUUGCAGCUGGUUCUUCCAAGACAGCCGAUCACAUUCAUUUGAGCCCAUAUUUGUCCUAUGUAAGUGGCGCUUUGGCAGGAUGCGCAGCUACUGUGGGAUCAUAUCCAUUUGAUCUUCUUCGCACCAUAUUAGCUUCUCAGGGAGAGCCCAAGGUGUAUCCAACGAUGAGAUCUGCAUUUGUCGACAUUGUCAAAGCUCGUGGUUUUAAAGGCUUAUAUGCAGGAUUAUCCCCAACACUGGUCGAGAUUGUCCCUUAUGCAGGUCUCCAGUUUGGUACAUAUGAUACAUUCAAGCGCUGGGCCAUGGUAUGUCUUUUACUUGUUCUGCUGCUGACUUGGAAUCAUUCUAGAGCCGGCAGCAUGACAACUACAGACAAUGAUAACCUCUCUAGCUUCCAACUUUUUAUUUGCGGCAUUGCUGCUGGGACGUGCGCUAAACUUGUCUGCCAUCCUCUUGAUGUUGUCAAGAAAAGAUUCCAGAUCGAAGGACUUCAGAGGCACCCGAAAUAUGGUGCCAGAGUCGAGCACAGUUCGUACAAAAACAUGUUUGAUGCCCUGCGCCAGAUCGUGCUGGCAGAAGGCUGGGCUGGUCUGUACAAGGGGAUCGUCCCCUCGACCGUCAAGGCUGCUCCUGCCGGUGCUGUAACAUUUGUGGCUUAUGAAAUGACGUCGGACUGGCUAGAAUCUAUUUGGACUUGAAUCCAGGAUUGAUUUUCUUUUUGUUAUUCUGUUUCUUGACGCAGAAUUUAGGCACUGUACCAUUCAUUUUUGUUUCCUAUUAACGCAAGAAAAGGCAUACCCCAGCCUCACCCCAAGAAGGGCUUUUACAUAGUAUUCUUUCUUUUCAGUCAAUAUUAUAGGGAUUUUGAUUUGAGGACAAGUUGAGCACAUCGUGUAUUUUUCUCUUUGUCAAUUAAAUGUCUCAUUUUUUUUUUCUGUUAAGGGUUUUACCAAUGUUUGUGUAAUCAGUGAGAUCUGACAGUGCAAGGGACAAUUGUAAAAUCGCUUAUGCAAACUGUAAUAAAAUUAUAUCGACUUGAUCAUUGAUUCGUUCUUUCAAUAUUCCCCUG
Molecule: messenger RNA, 1851 nt
Organism: Linum tenue
Lineage: Eukaryota; Viridiplantae; Streptophyta; Magnoliopsida; Malpighiales; Linaceae
Source: the annotation of a GenBank genome assembly